CAGAUGUGUGUUGCAGGCUCUUAUAGGGAGACUGCCAGAGCUCCAGGAGCCAGCCUGAGGCUCCAGUGGACUCCCCAGUGGAGCACUGCCACUGCCAACAGAGGAGAGACAGUAGAGGGUCAGGAGGGAGAGCAGGCUCAGAUGGCGCCGAUGGCUCUGCCUCACAACAUCCGAAGGGGCUUGACAACUUUCAGUGGAUCGCUGUUCAUCGACAAUAAAACUGGGGAUUGCGGAGCUGCCCAGAUCUACCCUCCAGGGCAUGAGGUGCUGUCCAGCCUGCCCCUCCAGAUGCUGCUAUUCUUCAAUGUCUUCUACUUCCCGUUCUGGGGCCUGUCCGAGGGGAUAAUGCUGGCAUUAAAGUACGGCCUGCUGCCCUGUUACUACCAGUUCCUCCUUGUUGCUGCCUUCCUGAUUCUCGCAUUAGCUGAAGGGUUACGCUUGUAUCUUGGAUACAUUGGAAAUCUGCAAGAAAAGACUCUCCCCAUGUCUGUUUGUGAGCACUCUGUGCACCAGGAAAGAGAUGCUAGUAACAGAACCAACACACCAGAUGAAUUGGAGGGGAAUGAGAGUGAGGAGAAGGCUGAUGAAGAUAGCGAGAGGGAGGAAGAGUGGGAUACUGACCUUGAAAUAGAAGAAACCAAGGAAUCUUUUGACCCAACUGGAAAGACCAGAUACAUAGCAGCCUGCCAACUAUAUGGAGUGGUACCCAUAUCCUAUUUCCUGCGUCACAUGAAGGACUCUGAGCUGAUUAUGAAGCACCAUGGACUUGGCCCCCAGGGUGCCAAAGCUUUAUCUCUUUCCUUGAUGACCAACACCUCCAUCGUAAAGUUAAACCUGAGUGAUAAUUGGCUGAAUGGAGACGGGGCAGCUGCAGUUGCAGAGAUGUUAAAAGAAAACUGUUACAUUUCAGAUGUUGAUUUAUCUGACAACAGACUUGGAGUUAAAGGAGCCGCGGCCCUUUCUGCUAUGCUUCUGGAGAAUACGACAGUUGUUACCCUUAAACUUUCAGGAAAUGAGUUUAAUGACCAUGCAGCUAAGUACCUAGCCGAUGCCCUCCCGGCUAACAAUAAAAUGGAAUCUCUGGAUCUGAGUCACAACAUGCUUGGUGACACAUCAGGUGAGCUUCUUGGAAUGGCAAUAGCAGAAAACACUGGACUAAAGGAGCUUAAUAUCAGCUGGAACUACUUCCGCAGCCAAGGAGCAGCUGCCUUAGCCAGAGGCUUCGAGGCAAACGUAUUCCUCAGAGUUCUGGACCUUUCCUACAAUGGCUUCAGUAACAAUGGAGCAGCUGCCCUGGGGGAGGCCCUUAAAGUCAACAAUGUGCUGGAAGAGCUCAACAUUAGCAAUAACCGCAUUUCAGUGGAAGGAGCUCUGCGCUUUGCAGUAGGCCUGAAAGAAAACCGGACUCUGAAGAGCCUUAAUAUGGCCAGAAAUCCCAUGCAGAGUGAAGGCUGCUUUGGGAUUCUCAAAUCGAUACAAGCAAAUUCCGGGGCCGUGGUAGAAAUCCUGGACUUCUCAGAGAUCCCUGUGAACAAAGACUUUGCAGACCUGUGUGAUGCUGUGAAAAUGCUUUUCCCAAAUCUUCAGAUCAGACAUGGUGGAAAUGCAACAUUGCACAAAAAAGACCAACCGAAGGUUUCCCAGGAAUUUUCGUAACCCUACAUGUGCUCAGUGGAGUCAAAGGUCUUCCUUUUAUUUGUGACUGGAACUGGAUGAGCCUUGGACACCCCAAAAUAUGUGACCCUUUGAUUAGUCCUUCUUUUGAUCUAUCUUGCAUUGAAUGAUGGGGACAG
This is a messenger RNA of Mauremys reevesii (Reeves's turtle), 1793 nucleotides long. It is a transcript of the gene LRRC74B, whose product is annotated as leucine rich repeat containing 74B. The transcript is spliced from 14 exons. NCBI's taxonomy places the organism in Eukaryota, Metazoa, Chordata, Testudines, Geoemydidae. The coding region runs from base 4 to 1656 and encodes 550 amino acids. The record is from RefSeq and is a predicted model, not a curated record. Gene Ontology annotation, molecular function: protein binding.